UUCAGGACCGAUCUCAGGCUCCACGACUCUCCAGCCCUCAAGGCAGCACUGGACCUGAACCCAGAGUGCCUCUGGCCCAUCUUCACCUGGGACCCUCACUAUGUCUACCGAGCCAAGGGCGGGACCAACAGGUGGCAGUACCUCCUCGACUGCCAAAACGACCUCUCGGCCUCCCUGACCAAACUCAACCCCAAGUCCAAGCUGUUUGUCCUCCGCGAAGCCCCGCAGACCCUCUUCCCGCGCCUCUUCCGGGCCUGGGGCGUCACCCACCUCGUCUUUGAGCGCGACACAGAUGCCUACGCCCGCGACCGUGACCGCACCGUGGCCGAGUGCGCGCGAGUCGCCGGCGUCGAGGUCAUCACCCGCAGCGGCCGCACCCUGUGGGACUCGGACGAGCUCGUGCGCGCCCACGGCGGUAAACCCACCAUGAGCAUCACCCAGCUGCAGGCCGCAGGCCACAAGAUCGGCCCCGUGCCGCAGCCGCUCGACGCACCCCAGACCCUGCCCGACCCAGGCGACAUGGCCCUCCCCGACCCGCUCACCAUCCAUCCCGAUCCAGACCGCAACGCCAGGUGGCGCGUGCUCGAGGACAGAGGCUACACGCGCCUGGCCGGGCCCCGAGGCGACUUUGCCGUCGAGACCCUCGAGGAGCUCGGGUUCGAGGCGGCAACGACCCCACACCGCGGCGGCGAGACGGCGGCGCUCAAGAGGCUGGACGAGGUCAUGCGGGACGUGCAGUACGCAGCGACCUUCCGCAAGCCGCAGACCAGCCCGGCCCAGUUCGAGCCGCAGCAGAGCACGACGCUGCUCAGCCCGGCGCUGCACUUUGGGGCGCUCUCGCCGCGGCUGUUUUACCACCGCGCCGUCGAGGCGUGCAAGGAGUUUGGGGAGAAGAAGGCGUCGGCCCCGCCCGAGAGCCUGACGGGCCAGCUCCUGUUCCGCGACAUGUACUUUGCCUGCCAGGCGGCGCUGGGGCAUGCCAUGGUGCAGACCAUGUAUAACCCGCAGGUGCGGUUUGUGCCGUGGCAUCUGCCUGGUGCUGAUGGUGCUGCUGCUGGUCCAGACAAGAUCACAGUGCAAGGGGAAUACGAGGUCGACUCCAGACAGGCCGACGAGUGGUUCCGCCGCUGGGCCGCCGGCACCACGGGUUUUCCCUGGAUCGACGCCCUGAUGCGCCAGCUCCGGCACGACGGCUGGAUCCACCACCUCGGCCGCCACUCGGUCGCCUGCUUCCUGACCCGCGGCGGCUGCUACGUCCACUGGGAGCGCGGCGCCGACGUCUUUGCCGAGCUGCUGCUGGACCACGAGCCCGCCUGCAACGCCGGCAACUGGCAGUGGCUCAGCUGCACCGCCUUCUUCGCCCAGUACUACCGCUGCUACAGCCCCGUCACCUUUGGCCAAAAGUGGGACAGGGAGGGGAACCUCGUGCGCCGCUGGGUCCCCGAGCUGAGAGACUUGCCGGCCAAGUACAUCUAUGAGCCCUGGAAGGCCCCGCUGCCCGACCAGAAGAAGGCGGGCGUGCGUGUGGUGGAGUUUCCGGGCGUCGACAAGGAGCUGGAGAAGGGGACGUACCCCAAGCCCAUGUUUGACUUUGCCGAGAGGAGGAGGAUCUGUAUCGCGAGUAUCAAGAAGGCGUAUGAGGUUGGCCUGCAUGGCAACGACAAGGCGGUCCUGGACGGCACUUACAAGAGCCUGUUCGAGGGCGGUGGGGAGGACGAGGAGAUGGAGGGGGACGCCCUCGGCGAGAGUGACGACGGGGCCGAGGCUGAUCAUGCUGUGGAUAAUCCUGAGGAGGAGGAGGAUGAUAAGAAGAAAAAGAGCCAGAACGGGAACAAGCGGGUAAAAGGGCCUAUGGACAGGCACUUUAAGAAGCUAAAGACGUAG
This is a messenger RNA of Cryphonectria parasitica EP155, 1884 nucleotides long. Its product is annotated as Cryptochrome/photolyase FAD-binding domain-containing protein. Lineage: Eukaryota; Fungi; Ascomycota; Sordariomycetes; Diaporthales; Cryphonectriaceae. The annotation marks the transcript as partial. The record is from RefSeq and is a predicted model, not a curated record. Gene Ontology annotation, molecular function: FAD binding; DNA binding. The transcript has 3 exons. Gene Ontology annotation, cellular component: nucleus; cytoplasm. Gene Ontology annotation, biological process: circadian regulation of gene expression; entrainment of circadian clock by photoperiod.